This is a messenger RNA of Exaiptasia diaphana, 3361 nucleotides long. RefSeq lists its product as uncharacterized. The transcript is spliced from 19 exons. The record is from RefSeq and is a predicted model, not a curated record. Bases 1 to 3300 code for a protein of 1099 amino acids. NCBI's taxonomy places the organism in Eukaryota, Metazoa, Cnidaria, Anthozoa, Actiniaria, Aiptasiidae.
AUGACCAAUUCUUCUCAACCUCUCCAAGAUUGGUGCGAGAAGGAAUGGAAAGCUUAUGGCAGACACUGCUAUAGAUUUGAGUCCCAGACAGACUCGAACAAGCAAGCGAGGGACUGGUACGGAGCACGUGACUGGUGCGAGCAACGUCAAUCAGACUUGGUUACCAUAGAAACCAAUGAUGAGAAUGAGUGGCUCUUCACAGAAGUUGGCAAUAGACAGUGGCAUAGUUUCUGGAUUGGUUACACUGACAUGCGCAAGGAAGGYGAGUGGGUGUGGCAGAGUGGUAGRAAUUCCACCUUUGUUGCCUGGAAAGAAGGAGAACCAAACAAUGCUGGUAARGGUGAAGACUGCGCCAAAAUGUACUUCACAUCAGCGAAAUGGGAGGAUGAAAACUGUCGUGCAAGAAAUGGAUUCAUUUGUGAAAAGAAACAAAAAAAAAAAGGCAUCAGGAAUUGUCCGUACGACAAGGAUGUCUGCUCAUGUAAGGUGGACGCCAGGCUCAAGACAGUACGAUGCGGCAGCGACGCAAAAUUUGAAUACAAAAAAACGCCAAAUUUUCCUGAUUUUACCAAAAGACUAUACAUCCGAGGAGUCAAAGGACUCUACCUGUUCAAUGACUCAUUCGCGCAUCUAAAAGAACUCGAAAUUUUGGAUUUGGGUGAUACCGGGAUCUUUGCGUACCUCGCUGGUGACCKAUUCAGAGUCGUGGAGUUCCCUGAAGGUCUUUUCGAUCAACAAACAAAGCUAAAGCAACUGUUCCUUACAAACAUGAGACUGGAUCGUUUGACCAGCAACAAACUGACUUCCCUCGUCAGCUUYGAAGAUUUAUACAUCAAUUCAGAUCAAAUCAAAACGAUCAUGCCAGGUGCAUUUCAUGGUCUAGGAGCGCUACGUAAAGUGUUUGUUAAUAAAGGCCAAGUCACCCAAAUUCCUGCUCCAUUGCAGUAUGUUCCAUUAGGGGAAUCCAGCACAAUGCUGUGUCCUAAAGGUUCUCCAUGCUACGUGAACUGUAUCUCUCCAGCAUCCCUCAAUUACCCAAGAGAAUACCUAGAGGACCUUCAACCCGAGGAGUUUACCUUGAGAUUCUUUGAUUACGAUCUUGCAAACUUAGAACAAGAUAUCCCGAAAUGGUCAGCAUUAAAGAAAGUUAUUGUACAUGCUGACAGCCUUCGUCUUGAGAGUAACUUGAUCGUGAAUUAUCAGCUAGUGUUGAUCGCUAGAGAACUUUACAUCAAACCUGGUGUGGAUUUCUUUCUACCGGUUGGUCCAGACACUCAGACAAUAGACUUCUACCCGUGUGGCGCAUCAAAGACUGACGUCAUUCUACAAACAUCAAAAGUCAUUAGUCACAAUUACUGUCCCAAGAUUCCUAUCGACCCCAACUUUGCCAAGGCUAUGAUCACGUGCGUGAAGGAGCACGCGCAGUUGAACAACCAAGUAAUUCCAGAUAAGACAUUAUAUGACAUGUUAUCCCACAUUGUUAACGUGACAAGAACACAUAAACAACAGGKAUACAUCUUCAAUGAAGCACURCAGCUGAGAGAGACUGUUAGCAACAGGGAUCCCAACGAGGUUGCUGUCCCCUUCUUGUCAUUAAAAUCACACGAUAAGAUCCUCGGACUAUACCAAGGCUACGCUGAAAACUUUGACAAAGAGUUAGACAUAGUUGUGGGAAAAUUAAACCAACGUGAAGAGAUUAAAAAGAUUCUCCAAGGACAAACUAUCGUCAUCGUAGAGAUGAGAAAGGGUGAGCUACAAGCCCUGGAGCGAUCUAAGAAAGAAACUGCAGGCCUCAUUGAACUUUCAAACAAUGCUGUAAAAGAAUCAGGUCAACAGUGGAAGACAUCAGCUAGAGCAGUCAACGGAUUCUACGCGAAAUACCAACAAGAGAUAAAAAAUCUCAAUUUCAGAAGAGUGGAAUUUGAAGGCGGCAUUAAGCAGCAUUUUAAAGAAGAGAUUGCAGUWGGAGUUGUGAACGUGCUGGGAGCUGUCGGAUCGGUAUUUUUUGGAGGGUUUGACCUUGAAACCAUUAAAGAUGCGGCUGAAAGUUCUGUMAAACUAAAAAGACUUGCAAGGGUUAUAAAACGACUAACKAAGAUCACUCAUGUGGCCACCAAGCUCACCGAGAURUUCGAACAAACCUACCCUCUGGUACAACUAUCGAUAGACGCCUCGGACAAACCCUGGGAACUAGGAGGUCUUACACUAGAGGACUGGGCAGGUUCUGACCCCGCCCAAAAGACAACAGCCGURGAUGUCCUUCAAUGGGACGAACUAYCAAUCACGGCUGAUGCAUACAUGGGAGUUGGYAUUAUAGCGACCGUGUUUGGUUCUGAAGAGUACCGUAUUGCGCUCUCCAAGACAGCCCUAUGGGGCAAGGCUUACACGUCCGCCAUCUUGGAAACCAGGGACUUGUUUGAGAGCUUUGUAUUGCAAGUCAACAAAAGAACAUUUUACAAAGAACAGUUAAAACGCAUCGAGAAAGAAAUCGCAGAAACGAAAAAAGAGAUUCAAGACCUAACGAYUGGUAAAAAGAUCGACUUGGAAAAAGCCAAGACAGAAGUGACUAGAAUCUUUGACAAUCUUGCAGUUAUCAAACUACAGCGUUUUAARGUGAUGAUGUCCAUCAACACAGCUUUAUCGUCCUUCUGUAAAGCAUACUACUACYCUUAUUUCGAAGAGUGUGGGUCGACAUUUGAGCCUAGUUUUGGUAGUGACUUGAAGGUCUUAUUAACCAAGAUACAAGAAGCAAGAAAYAGAGCAGCAGUAAACAAGGGAAAGUUUGCACCUUACACACCGUCCCGGUUUACCAAGACGAAAGUUCUAGAGAAUUCAGUCUCUUCUAACUGUAGUAUGUAUAGAGACUGUCCGAUAAAAUUCCUUAAGGAAGACAGUCUCAUGAUAUUCGACAUUUCAACAAACGAUGCUCGGUUUAGAGGCUCAGAGAGAGUAAGAGUUGAUGAAAUUCAGGUUUACAUCAAAGGAGCCAAGACGACUUCUGGGGACCUCAGCGUAUGGAUAGAAAACGUCGGGAAACUGAGAGAUCGAUACAACGGCAAAGACUACUACUUCUCGUCGGUACCACUAACAAAACGAUUCAAGUACAACCUGAACACUGGUAAAAUUGAAACGCACGCAAACAUCAACACAGACGAGAAGUCCUAUACCGCAACAACUCCGUUCACCGUCUGGACCGURACCGUACUGCCUACGGAAAACCCAGGACUGGAUCUGAGUAACGUUACUCGUGUGGAAGUCGUAUUCAAAGGAACAAGUAUCGAAAAGAAAGUCGUCGAAUAGAAUUAAAUUCUACAUUGAGGGAUGUAACAAAUAAUAUAACGUACAAUAAAUGCGAUUUACG